AUGGUGUCUCAUCUUAAGACGUUAUACUUAUGUAGUGGUGACGAACAUAAAAACACUAUUCGAGAAGCCAUUGAGAAUAAUUCAAUUGUGUUUGCGGCAUUCGAGGAGACUUUAAGGGGACUCGAACAAUGGAUAUGUAGAAGGUAUACGAGAAUUCAUGUCAUGAGUUGGGCAUGUCAUCAUCCUGAUGGUCUAGUUCGAGUUACUCUUGGGACAAAGGAGGCCAGAAGUCACAUUGUAGGUAUUGCAAAACCAUCUACAAUAGACUUUGAUAAACUUGAUGCAAAUAUGGGGAUUGUUUUGGUGAUCAAGCCUCAGAAUAGGCAAGAUUGUAGAUCUGGGAAUCAGAAAGCCUUGCAACAACUUCACAUUCUUGAGUGCUUAACUACUUGGAGGGAUGCUGAUGGUAUUUCCAAGUUAGUUGAUAGUGUGUUGGGUAGCUCCGAGCAAGAGAAGUUAGGCCAUAAAGGGGUUCAUAUUGACGAGUGA
Molecule: messenger RNA, 489 nt
Organism: Vicia faba (fava bean)
Lineage: Eukaryota; Viridiplantae; Streptophyta; Magnoliopsida; Fabales; Fabaceae
Source: the annotation of a GenBank genome assembly